Messenger RNA from Sparassis crispa, 1062 nucleotides. RefSeq lists its product as hypothetical. The record is from RefSeq and is a predicted model, not a curated record. NCBI's taxonomy places the organism in Eukaryota, Fungi, Basidiomycota, Agaricomycetes, Polyporales, Sparassidaceae. The transcript is spliced from 2 exons. Bases 1 to 1062 code for a protein of 353 amino acids.
AUGAGACUCACUCCUUCUUCCUCUCUUAUUCUCGCGACCCUUGCGAUCUCCUCGUCGUCGUCGAGUUUGGCAGCUCCCGCCCCCGAACCGCACCAUGGGUUCCACGACCACCACGACAUGAUCUCGAGUUCGUCCACUAUGAAGACGGCCGGAAGACGUGAUUCCAUGCACGUUCACAUGCAGGGGCGGGAUCCACUUGGGAUCAACCAGCACUACGACACGAGGCAGCUGGGUCAGCUGGAUAGUAUCAUCAGCACCCUUGGGGGAUUGCCUCUCGUGGGUCCGACGCUGGAGACGAUCCUCACCCCGGUCUUGUCCGCGCUCGGUCUCAGUGUCAGUGUAACAAAGGAAAACGUCCUCGAUGUGUUGUCCUCCCUCGCUCCCCAGCAGCUCUCUCAGGUUCAAGAGGCGCUGUCCCAGGCGACCAGCACCUUGUUAGCCACCGUCCCCACCUCCAUUCCUGGGUCGUCUUCCAAUCAUACUGCGCGCGACGGGCCUGACAUGACCUAUUCCUACUCGGUCAGCUCUUCCGACACCGCGAGCUCAUCCUCUGCACAGCCGACGUUCACCUACGAUGGGAUGGCAGCGGAUGCCGCGACCUCCAGCGCCGCUGCCGCUCCUUCCGGUGCUCCCGCUGGCCUCCCUGUUAGCCCUCCGAUCAACCCUCCGAUCAACCCUUUCGCGGCUGGCGCGAACCCUUUGUCGCCAUCUCUUCCUUCCAACCCUCCCAAUACCCCAGUGGCUCCCCCAGCCGCUCCCCACCCUGAAGACAUGCGCGCCCGCGCUGUUCCCCCCGGUGCGCCCGCGCCCCCUGCGGGUGCACCCCAGCCCCCCGCGGGUGCGCCUCAGCCCCCCGUAGGUGCACCCCAGCCUCCCGCUGGCGCACCCCGGCCACCUGUGAGCCCUCCUGUUUCACCGCCGACGAACGGUGGCCCGCCUCCGGCUCCCGCCCCUCCUGCUCCUGCGGCAGCCGCAAAGGACGUCGCUAGCUCUUCUAGCGACCCUGCGGCGUCGACGACCGUGGCGACGGUGACGGUAACGGCGACGGCGACUGGUGCCUAG